Australozyma saopauloensis is the source of this 978-nucleotide messenger RNA. RefSeq names its product putative pyridoxal kinase (gene BUD16). The record is from RefSeq and is a predicted model, not a curated record. NCBI's taxonomy places the organism in Eukaryota, Fungi, Ascomycota, Pichiomycetes, Serinales, Metschnikowiaceae. Gene Ontology annotation, biological process: pyridoxal 5'-phosphate salvage. Gene Ontology annotation, molecular function: pyridoxal kinase activity. Gene Ontology annotation, cellular component: cytosol. The transcript has a single exon. Bases 1 to 978 code for a protein of 325 amino acids.
AUGAAAUCUCUCUUAUCAGUCCAGUCUCACGUUGCACAUGGCUACGUGGGCGGUAGAGCGGCAACAUUUCCAUUGCAGUACUUAGGCUGGGACGUCGACAAUAUAAAUACGGUCAACUUCUCGAACCAUACUGGCUAUGGUCAUUUCCAAGGGUCAGCUAUUCCCGAACCUGAAUUGAUCAAACUCUUUCAGGGACUCAAUCAGAUUGGAUGCUCAUACGAUGUCGUAGUUCUGGGCUACAUUCCCUCCGCAGAGCUUAUUGAUGUUGUCGCUAGUGAGGUAGCUGCUUUGAAGAAGUCGAAUCCGUCGACUCGCUAUGUUUGCGAUACCGUUAUGGGUGACCAAGGACAUCUCUAUGUAAACAAUUCAUGUGUGGAUGCCUACAGAAAACUCUUGAGUACAAAAAUAGCGGAUGUGAUUACUCCAAACCAGUUUGAGUUGGAGCUUUUAUACGGGAAACCUAUCGAUAGUGAAAAACUGCUACGAGACGCUAUCGCAUACAUGCACGAUACCUAUGGAGUUGAUCAUGUGGUAAUUUCUAGCCUUGAUGCAUCUGUUCUCAAUCUUCAAGAACUGCAACUGAUAUGCUGCGCCGUGUCUUCACGAUUCAAGGAAAGGUCCCAAGAGCAGUCUCAACUCCAAGUGUUUCUUGUCCCGGAAAUUAAAUCUUAUUUUACAGGUGUUGGGGACCUUUUUACAGCGUUGUUGGCAGAUAAAUUAUUCACCAACAACGGCAAUCUAGUGUUGGCAGUCAAUCAAGUACUCACUAUUAUGAGCAACGUGCUCAAGCUCACCCAUCAACUUGGAAUUAAGGAAUUUACACAGCAUUAUGGAGAAGACUCAUGCGAAAGAUUGGCUGAGGGUCGCAUGAAUGAUGGUGAGUCGAUGCGCUUCUUCGAGCUAAGGAUCAUCCAGGCUCGCGAGUUCUACGACUAUUCUGGCGCAGGCGAAUUUUCCGCCAUCGAGAUCUCCAAUUAG